AUGUUCAAGAAAGCUUCCAUCGCAGCAUAUAAAAAUUUCAAGAAAUUUAAGUACAAAGGGCCAUUUGGAAUGUUUAUAUCACGAAUAAAACAUCCAAGAGACGAAAAAGUUCUGAAAAGAUUGAAGGAGCAUUUCAAUGAAGCGUAUAACUUUCAAAAAUUAUGGAAACUGUUUUUAUCACACAGACGAUGGAAGGAUUUUGAAAACAAUCCAGAGUGGAAAAAAGAUAAAUCAAGAUUUUUAAAUAUAAUAAAUUCAAAAGAAUGUUAUUUGGGCAUUACGAAUCAAGUUUCUGAUUCCAUUCUGCGGUAUUUUUUAUUCAAACAACUUCCAGAAGACUGUAAACAGAAAUAUGUAAAUUUAUAUCAAAAAAGAUAUAGCAUAACACCAUUUGAAGGAUUUUCUAAACAGUAUAUUCAAGUAAAGAAACCAAAACCGAUAGUAAAAACCGCCUUUAUUUUAUGGAUGAAUUAUUAUCUGAAAAACAACGUUUCAGUUGAGAUCUUAGAACUUGACAGUUUUGAAUUAGCUUUAAAAAUGGGGGAUGUUUGGAAUAACUUGGCUAUCGAAGAAAAGUAUAAAUGGCAACAAUUAGCAAAUGAAGAUAAGCUUGUAGCCAGAAAGAAAAAUCCAUCAGAGAGACACAACACUAAAGAUAUAUAA
Molecule: messenger RNA, 663 nt
Organism: Vittaforma corneae ATCC 50505
Lineage: Eukaryota; Fungi; Microsporidia; Nosematidae
Exons: 1
Coding region: 1-663 (220 amino acids)
Source: RefSeq, a predicted model, not a curated record